Molecule: messenger RNA, 1518 nt
Organism: Fusarium falciforme
Lineage: Eukaryota; Fungi; Ascomycota; Sordariomycetes; Hypocreales; Nectriaceae
Exons: 5
Coding region: 1-1518 (505 amino acids)
Source: RefSeq, a predicted model, not a curated record
AUGUCUUUCUUUGGCUUCGGUCUCAAGUCCGAAAAGGGCCCUCGGGUCACUGUUCGUCUGCAAGUUUGGCACUACCAUGUUCGGGGUCGAUGUCCCGAGUUCAACCGCAAUCUAGCAGAGUUAUUCACUCACAAGGCUCUGCAAACACACUGGAGGAUCCAUCCAGCUGAGGUGGUAGAGCCCCCCAACGUCUCCAGCCGGGAUGAAUAUGCUCCGGUCGAGGUCGAUUUUGUACACAGGAAGGCUACCUACGCCGAGCCGGUAGGAGAUCCUCACUCUGGCGUCCGAGACAUUUUCAAGCAUAUCGCUCCCGAAAUUGUGUACAAUUAUUUCGUCAUUGGACUGCAGAGUGCCCCUCAUGCAAUGAACAUCUUCGCAACUGUAGGCGGCGAGGAAAUGACGGAUGAAGACAUUAAGCGUCAGUAUGCCCACAGCUUUAUCUUCUUCCCAUUAGAGCUUCGCCUGCAACGAGACCUGAGGCCAGACCCGAUAUCUCAAGGGGACAAAAUGAUGGAAAUACUGCAGGCGGGGGUCAUAACUCUCAGCACGUUGAGGGCGCUUGUCUGCGCCUUCAAGGUUUUCGAAGGGGGAGACAUAUCAAAGGCGGGCGACGUACUCGCUACCACUGACAAAACCCUGCAUGAGCUCACUUCUCAGCUGCCAUGGUUGAAAAGUGGUCUUGAGAAAGCAAGAAAGACCGUCCAAGGAGGUGAAGACGUGGCAUUCCCGGAUGAAACCUCGGCCGUGUCUCCCGUCCCAGUGAACAACGCAGCAAGUUCGUUCGAGCAGCUCCGCAUCAUGGCCAGGAAUCUUGAGCCCAGGCUUACCCGGCUAUCGAACGGAGAGAACCUCACGAAUCAAGGCAUCGUCGAUACAAUCCUAGACUUGCGCCAAGCCAUGGUCCAUCUCUCCAGAUACGAGCAGUCGAUGCAGGUUGUCGACAAGGAGGAAUUUACCAAGUGGGACCGAAAGGUGAUCAAGCAUCGUACCCAUCAAUACGCAGCAACUGCCAUCGGGGUUCUCGGUGUGGCUGCCAUUGUCAUCGCGGCCAUCUUUCAACCCGACAUCCUCACCAACCUCCUGGUAGAUACUCUAGCUGGGGGCAGCAUUUUGGGAGGCGGAGGCGUCACGUUGGAUCAGAGAGCGAAGAAAGAAAUGGCCUUGGUAGCGCACCAGAAUGCCCAGGCUAGGGCCAGGAAGGGACGGAUCGCGCUGAAGGAGGUCAAGAAGGCCCUUGAGGAGGUCCGAACCGACCUAGCCACCAUUUUCAUGGUGCAGGUGAUGCGGCAACACGUCCAGGGUCCAUCCAUAGGACGUCACGAACUGGAGAAGGCGGUUACGAUGCUGGGGGGCGAUUUGGGUGCGCUGGGCGAGGGCGGUUAUGACCGAGCCCUGAUUGCGGAUAGGAUGAGGAAUCUGGUCGAGAAGAGUCUACAGCUGGAUGAGGUGUAUCAGCAGACGGUGAUGGACCUGAACUUGGUCAUGGAUGAAAUAGGAACGGUACAACAGCCAGCGUAA